UUGCAAGCCGAGCCGCACGCGAAAUCCCUGUACCGAGCCGAGCCGCGUCUGCCCAAGCCGAGCCGGUCCUGUCUUCUUCCAGCCGAGCCGCCAGGACUAAAUUGGCUCCAUCCACCUAUAUUUCGGUAAGCUAAUUAAUUAUUGUGGUCUUUCCGGUAAGACUCCAUGCUCGGACGUUAGUUAAAUUAAUUUGGGUCUAAAUUAAAUUAUUUUCCUCAAGGGACGUCUUGGACCAAGAAAUUACUGCAGCGCGGGAUUUCUUCAGUAGGGGCUCGAGCACUGCAACCUCCUUCUAGGGUAAGUUAAAUUCAAUUGAGUCUCGAACCGUUGGUCGUUGGCGACCUAUUUACGAAUUUUGACUUAUUAAACAGUUAGGACUUCGUCGCUUGGAAAACGUACUGCCUCGCGGUUAGGACUCGACAAGUAGAUCUCCAGGGAGAAUGCCGCCACGUAGAGGUACACGCCGAGGAGGUGGUAGGGGAGGCAGAGGAGCCGGUCGUGGCCAGCCGGAGGCGCCACCUGUUGCACCGGCAGUCGACCCAAACGCACCGGUCACCCAGGCGGAUCUCGCCGCAAUGGAGCAGCGUUAUCAGGACAUGCUGCAAGCUGCUUUGGCGCCUUUCCUUGCCGCCCAGCAGAACCAGGCCGCCCCUGUUCAGGCCGAGGCCGCCCCUGCUCAGGCCCAGGCCGCCCCUGUUCAGGCUCAGGCCGUCGCUCCUCCAGCCCCUGAGGAAGCUCAACCAGUACCAGUUCAACUGUCGGCCGAGGCGAAACACUUACGGGAUUUCAGGAAGUAUAAUCCCAAGACCUUUGACGGAUCCAUGGACAACCCCACAAAGGCCCAAAUGUGGUUGACGUCCAUAGAGACUAUUUUCCGGUACAUGAAGUGCCCAGAAGACCAGAAGGUGCAGUGUGCAGUCUUCUUCUUGGAGGACAGGGGCACCGCCUGGUGGGAGACCGCGGAGAGAAUGCUAGGGGGCGAUGUAAGCAAAAUAACAUGGGAGCAGUUCAAGGAGAACUUCUAUGCUAAGUUUUUCUCCGCCAAUGUGAAGCACGCCAAGCUGCAAGAGUUCCUAAACUUGGAGCAAGGCGACAUGACGGUGGAGCAGUACGACGCCGAGUUCGAUAUGCUGUCCCGCUUUGCUCCCGAUAUGGUAAGAGAUGAGGCUGCCAGGACGGAGAAAUUUGUUAGAGGACUCAGGCUAGACCUUCAGGGCAUUGUCAGAGCCCUCCGCCCAGCCACGCAUGCUGAUGCACUACGUAUAGCACUGGAUUUGAGCCUGCCUGAGAGAGCCGAUGCGUCUAAGGCUGCCGGCAGAGGGUCAGCCUUGGGACAGAAGAGAAAGGUUGAGACGCAGCCUGACGUAGCACCGCAGCGAACACUGAGGUCAGGAGGUGUCUUCCAGAGACACCGACGGGAGCUUGCAGCAGCCGGGAGGACUCUGAGAGAGCUACCCGCUUGUACUACCUGCGGGAGAGUCCACGGAGGUCGUUGCUUGGCUGGAAGUGGAGUCUGCUUUAGGUGCAGACAGCCGGGGCACACUGCUGAUAUGUGUCCUCGGAAACCCUUUGAGACGACACCGCCCCAGCCUUCUGCGGCCCAGCAGGGGAGAGUUUUCGCCACUACCCGGCAGGAGGCCGAGCGAGCUGGCACUAUGGUGACAGGUACGCUCCCAAUUUUGGGGCACUAUGCUUUUGUGCUAUUUGACUCUGGGUCAUCCCACUCGUUUAUAUCCUCCGUUUUCGUUCAGCAUGUGGGUUUAGAGGUAGAGCCUUUGGGUAGUGUUUUGUCGGUUUCUACUCCAUCUGGGGAGGUCCUGUUAUCCAAAGAACAAAUAAAGGCAUGUCGGGUAGAGAUAGCGAAUCGUAUGUUAGACGUGACCUUGCUAGUGUUAGACAUGCAGGAUUUUGAUGUGAUACUAGGCAUGGAUUGGCUAUCAGCCAACCAUGCAAAUAUAGACUGUUAUGGCAAGGAAGUUGUCUUCAACCCUCCCUCCGAGGCUAGUUUCAAAUUCAGGGGGCAGGCAUGGUAUGUAUACCCAAGGUCAUCUCAGCCAUGAAGGCUAGU
Molecule: messenger RNA, 2068 nt
Organism: Cucumis melo (muskmelon)
Lineage: Eukaryota; Viridiplantae; Streptophyta; Magnoliopsida; Cucurbitales; Cucurbitaceae
Exons: 2
Coding region: 441-2060 (539 amino acids)
Biological process (GO): proteolysis
Molecular function (GO): zinc ion binding; aspartic-type endopeptidase activity; nucleic acid binding
Source: RefSeq, a predicted model, not a curated record